Messenger RNA from Pantherophis guttatus, 2022 nucleotides. Lineage: Eukaryota; Metazoa; Chordata; Lepidosauria; Squamata; Colubridae. The record is from RefSeq and is a predicted model, not a curated record.
GGAUCGCGACCAGGAUGGCUCUGCGCUCUGCGCCCCUCUUGCUCCUGGUGUUGGUGGCAGUGGCCCUCCGGGAGAGCUGCUGUGGCACCUCCCCCCACUCCCUGAAGUAUUUCAUCACCGCCAUCUCAGAGCCCACUCAGGGGCUGCCUCACUUUGUGUCUAUGGGGUUUGUGGAUGAUCAACUCUUCAGUUCCUACGACAGCAACAGCCAGAGGGAGAAGCCUCGAGUCCCCUGGAUGGAGAAAGUGGGGAAGGAGAACCCCCAGUACUGGGACACUCAGACCCAGAUAUUACAUGGCCAAGAGGAGCCUUUCAGGGAAAGCCUGGAGAAUCUGAGGAGCCGCUACAAUCAGAGCGAAGGGCUUCAUGUAAUACAGUGGAUGUACGGCUGUGAGCUCCGGGGAGACGGGAGCAAAGGAGGUUUUCACCAGUUUGGUUAUGAUGGGAGGACCUUCAUCACCUUCGACAAGGAGACCCUCACCUGGGUGGCUUCCGACCCCCAGGCCCAGAUCACCCAGAGGAAAUGGGAUGCUUUUCCAAGAUUUAAUCAGGGAAAGAAGUUCUACCUGGAGAAAAUCUGCAUUAAGUGGCUGGAGAAGUUCCUUUCCUAUGGGAAUGAGACGCUGCUGAGGACAGAGCCCCCAGUGGUGACAGUGACCAAAAGGACGGAGGCCGAGGAUGGGAUGGAGACACACGUCUGCCGCAUGGAUGGCUUCUACCCCAGGGAAAUUGAUGCCUCCUGGAGGAGGGAUGGGGAGGUCUGGGAGGAGGAAACCUUCCAUGGGUCUGUGGCCCCCAACUCAAAUGGAACCUACCACUACUGGCUCAGCAUCCGGAUUGAUCCCAAAGAGAGGGGCCGCUAUCGAUGCCACGUGGAGCACGACAGCCUGCAGGAGUCUCUGGACGUGGCCCUGAAAGAACCAAAAUCCAACCUGGGGCUCAUCAUCGGCUGCGUUGUGACUGCUCUUGUCCUGGUGGGUCUUAUUGCUGGGAUCCUGGUAUUCUUCAAAAGACGUCAAAAUGACUACAAUGCACCACUAAGGAGCAACCAGGCCAUUUAGCAACCCUCUGCCAGCACGAGUGGACAGUCCCAGCAUGAGGAGAGAGGAGAGAAGAUGGGACCAACCUUCUCCUGAAUUAGGCCGGACUCUCAGGCCCAUCCUGCAUGCUUGGAACCAGGAUGCAUUUGGGGUCUUUCACCAUCGCUUCUAUCAUUGGAUCAGUAACCUUUUGUAUUACGAUUGAGGAACGGAGGAAAAAAGAAAAUCUUUUUGGUAAUUGUGGAAUCAAAAGGAUUCAAAUUGGAUUCUAUAGAUAUCAUUUUAUUUUUUAUUUAUUUGUAUCAUGCUGAAGAUAUUGAAGAUAUCCAACACACCUUCCACCUCCUAUUUUCCCCACAACAACAACCCUGUGAGGCAGUGGUGGGUUUCAAUUUUUUUUUACUACCGGUUCUGUGGGUGUGGCUUGGUGGAUGUGGCAUUGUGUGGUGGGCGUGGCUUGGUGAGCGUGGCAGGGGAAGGAUACUGCAAAAUCCUCAUUCCCUCUCCACUCCUGGGGGAAGGAUAUUGCAAAAUCUCCAUUCCCACCCCACUCUGGGGCCAGCCAGAGGUGGUAUUUGCCAGUUCUCUGAACUACUCAAAAUUUCCGCUGCAGUUCUCCAAACUGCUCAAAAUUUCUACUACCCGUUCUCCAGAACCUGUCAGAACCUGCUGGAUUUCACCCCUGAUAUAUAGUAUGAAUAAUGUGUAAUAGAAAAAAUAUUUCUUUUUGAGAUUUAUGCCAUUAAUUAAGUUUGCCAAAAUUCUUUGUUGAAAAUAAAUGCUUUUAUUUUCUUCCCGCUUGAGUUGCUGCCUGUUUUGGGAGAUUGGAAAUAGGAGGGAUUUUACUCUCCUUGUUUAUCAGAGACCUUGAUUUCACUUUGAGUGGUAAGAAGAGGAGCAAUCAAGCAAAACCUUUCCCCCUAACCAUUGCACACAUACUGUAAGAAUACCAAAAUUGUUUGAGGAAAAUAAAUGGUUUUGA